CUAUCUCCAGUUUACAACACAGCCCUUGCAACAAGUCCAAGAAGAUUCCACAACCAACUGCACUCUGAUUCAGGUUACCCUGAGGGUACAGAUAAACCCGCAAGUGGGCUCAAGAGGUCUCAGAGAGAGUGCUAAUGACCAGAUGACUGCAAAGAAAUACAAUCCUUCCAUCUCUCCUGCCCCACCAUCCAGUCUCAACUAUCCUUCCUAUCCUUCCAUCUCCCCACCAUCAGAACUGCUGAAGCUUCUUGGAUGAGAAGUUAAAUGUUUUCUUCUUUUUCCUCAAGGGAAAAAAAACUCAGUCCAUGUGCCUUUUUUGGGGGGGGGACAUCUUUGAGAGAACUAUGAAUAGAAUGACUGAGAAUCUCCAGACAUUGGAUGGGCAGUUAAACUACUAAAUUAUUGUUAUGACGAAAGGUCCCUAAAAAUAGAGCUCCAAUGCUAUUACAGUUUAUUAUAAUUGAAUCCUCCACUUUUAUAUUAAGGGACAGACAAGAUGUCCUAUGCAGAUAUCAGGUUUGGACCAAUCAUUUUUCUCCUCCUCUGUUUGAAUGUUGUAUAAAAAGCUAAGGUGACAAGCAGUAAGCGUACAUCUUUAUUGCUGCAGUAACAAAUAAGUUGGCUUGGAUUUCUCUUGUCCUGCAUGUUAUUUGGAACCCAUCACAAUGGAUCCUCAUAGUUAUAACUGUUUUAUGGCCAACUCAUAAAACUUCAAGAAUACAAUAAUAUUUAUUUUAUUAAAUUUGCUUGUGCACCCAUGUCACCAAGAGAUGACUCUGCCUUAACAUAACAUUGCCCUAAGAUCUAAAAAAACCUUCUGCAAAUUACUUUUGGGGCUAUUACUAGUGGAAUACUAAUAAAGGUGUUCUCAUUUCCACUUCUGAAUUGGUGAAGACUGUCCAGUAUUAUUGACUGCCAAAACUCUAGGGAUGUAAUCCGUGCCCCACCAAAGCGUGUCCUUAAAUGCAUUGAUUAUUGUCUCUCUCUCUCUCUAAAGUUCUGACUUUAUUUUCCAUUUUUAACUUUUCAUUAAAAAAAACAACCUAUCCCUUUAAGCUACCAAACUGAUGAAAGGUUGCAAGUCAUACAUAGGAUUGACAAAGGCAUGUGGGGGAAAAAGAUAAGACAUGAAUUCACACUUCUGAGUUGCACAGAAUCCUUAAUGAUGAAAGUGCCGGAGUACAAACUCAAGAGGUUCCAGGUAGCUUGCAGGAUCUUCGCUCAAGAGCUGUGAUACAUCUUAACAGAAGCCUGGCACUCUGACAAAUCAGCCAUCAACAGACACAUAGACAUCAGCAACGUCUACAGACUAUGCAAAAGAGACUAUCAACCAGCCCCAAAAGGAACAAAAAGACUCCAGCCAUCAGCACCCUUAUCAGCAUAGAUUAACUCCAAGAUUAACCUCAGACCAACAAUCAAGCAAACAAUAUCCGAUCAAGAAACUGCCAAAGAACCAUCAGUAAACAGCCCAACCAAGCAAUUUCGUAAGACCGCCCCCACCCAUACUGACAGGCAAGUCACCAGACUAUGAACUGACAGCACUCCUUCCUAGCACUGAUGAUGUUACCUAGUUAGGCUAACGAAACGUCUGCAAGAAAACAAGCAAGCUCAGAGAGCACCAAGGAGCCCUCAUGUCAACCCUGAGCUACAAACAUUCUCCUUUACUAGUACCGCUUAACAAUUCCAACUGUUUCCCUUUACUCUUUCAAAGUAAAGAUUACAAAUGGGCUUGAAGCACGGCAGUUGCUGCCCUUUUCAUGCUCUUAUCUCCCUAGUGACAGGCAACAACAUCAGACCGGCAACAACGACUGCAGACCUCCUACAGAGAUCAUUUUUUAAAAUUAUUCACUGUCACACAGCCAUUUCCGACUGGAGCCGGUAAUACGCGACUAUUCUUUCCCCCUCUCUCCGCACAUACCCCUUUUUCAGCUCCUAACCCUCAUUACAGUGUAAGCAAUGUCCAUUAUAUUAAUCUAUUCCUGGCUGCGUUAGUCAUUUUGCAGCAGGCGGCAUUUCAAGAGCGUGAUUCUGCUUUCCUCAGAAACGUUUGCAUUCACCUUCCAAAUGUUGUGUCCUCCCCCCACCUCUUUUUUCCCCACAUCACCGAAAGGCUGGUGAGGGAGCAGAACGCUUGCUGAUUCAAUGGAUACUUACAGCUUGUCCUAUUAAGAAGAUGCUGUGGAGAUGUUUACAUACUAAGGCUAACAACUCCUAUGAGCCUCCAGGCAAGACACAAUUAUAUUGGGAACUGAUUUUACUGAUGUUUUUUCUUCGACCUGCAGAAGCAGCAACCCCGAAGAACAACGCUGUGGCUGGGGGAAAAAGGGGAUCAGGCUAACCAGCAAAAUGAAUGCAUAUCUUCUUCUUGCCCUCCACAUGCAGCCGUCAGCACUGCGAACUUGGGAACAGGAGAAUUUUCUGACUUGAAAGCCCAGAUCUUAGCAGGCUGCAUAUACUUAGCAUCUAAGAAUUCAAGGAUGAAGACUUUAUUCCUGAGCUCUAAAGAAACAUACUGCUAUACUGAGGCACUUCUAAUAUUUCAACAAAGCCACACUUGUGGAAAAACAUAUUCAGAAAGGUAGAAGAGUUUCAGGGAACUGUGGCCAGAAGAAAACUCCAGAGAACAUUUGGAGUUCCAGAAAACAUCUGGAAAGCCAAAGAUGAACCUACUUGAGACAGCCAAAUCAGGGUUUCUAGUGUGUAUCGUGGUUUGCAUUUUCAUCUUUGGUAUUUUCUAUCUACGGAAUACAAUCUUCAAGGCAGACAAGGAAAAACUGAUCUCAAAAGAGUGUGGCUUUUAUCCAGAUGAACUAUGCUCUGCCCUUUUUGAUGGAAAAGGAGUUGCUUUUCAAAUUGGCCAGCUGUGCCAGGAGGUUUUAGGGGAAAAAGACAUGUCUCCCUGCAUACAAACACCAUGCAACUGUUCUACGCUGCAGAAGAAACUCCACUUCAUCACAAGGCCACUGUCAGAAGAAGAAAGGGACUUUUCCUUGGCGUACAUCGUCACCAUUCACAAGGAACUGGACAUGUUUAUAAAACUACUCAGAGCCAUUUACAUGCCUCAGAACGUUUACUGUAUACACAUUGAUGAGAAAUCAUCAAAGGAUUUUAAGCAAGCUGUCCAAACCUUGGUCAACUGCUUCGAAAACAUUUUCAUUGCUUCAAAGAGAGAGAAAGUUGUCUAUGCAGGAUUCUCCAGGCUGCAAGCAGAUAUCAACUGCAUGAAGGAUUUGAUCCAUUUAAAUAAUCAAUGGAAUUAUGUUAUUAAUCUCUGCGGUCAGGAUUUUCCCAUCAAAACUAACAAGGAACUUAUACACUAUAUUAAAAGUAAAUGGAAUGGUAAAAAUAUAACCCCAGGAAUUGUUCAACCACCUCACAUGAAACACAGGACUAAUUUCAGUUAUCAAGAAUUUGUACGUUCAGGAAAAUCAUAUGUCUAUCCAACUAAUAAUGUGAAAAGUGAACCACCUCACAAUUUGACUAUAUAUUUUGGGACUGCAUACUAUGUACUCACAAGAAAAUUUGUAGAGUUUACACUGACCGAUGAACGUGCAAAAGAUUUGCUUGAAUGGUCAAGAGACACCUACAGUCCAGAUGAGCAUUAUUGGGUCACCCUGAAUCAUAUACCAGAUGCUCCUGGUGCUACACUAAACACAACCUGGCAAGGAAAUAUACGGGCAAUCAAGUGGAAAAAUCAAGAAGGAGAAGCCCACAAUGGCUGCAAAGGACAUUAUGUCAGGGAUAUUUGCAUCUAUGGACUUGGAGACUUGGAGUGGAUUAUUAACUCUCCCCAUUUAUUUGCCAAUAAAUUUGAGCCAGCAACAUACCCGCUUGUCAUGGACUGCCUAGAAAGGCAUUACAGAAUGAAGCUGCUCCAGGAAGCUGAAGUUCCUUUGGAAGCACACUGGCAUUUGGAAGAAUAGACUGCUCUGCGCAUCUGGAUGAACUGUAAUCUCUAUGGAGGGCAAAGCAGAACCAAAGACAUGCUACAUUUCAAAAUGUAUGUUCCAAAGAUGGAUACCACAUCACCAGUAUUUAGCAUCUUGGACCUGAGAACAGAAAGGAAAAUUCUGAACAUGAAGAUUCAAUAUGCAUGGCUCUCUAGUGUUUUUACAAACAUUAACUUCUCUGGACCUGUUUUUUUUCUCCUCCUACACAGUUGAUCUGAAACACAUAAUUGAUGUACAUUGUCUUACAUACUUGGACAAUAGUUGUCCGUCCUUGUUUAACAACUGCUGGCAGUUAUGAAGAUGUUGUAAAAAUAAUUUUAUGACCAAUUCUUGCAUUUACAACUUUGGCAAGUUUGUAAAGCAAAGUAAAACUGCAGUAAAAUGAUAAGCACAAUGGCAAUUUACUUAGUGACUGCUGCUUCGCUUAACAACUGAGGACUAAGAAAUACCUCUUUCGCAUAAAUCUCUUUUUAAUAGAAUGCUUGCUCUUUUAAAUGGACUGUUUAAAAAUAGCCUCCUGAUUUCAGUCUGGACCACACCUCUGAAGUUAAAGGUACCUAAAUGAAUCAUGAUUAACUUGUCCCGCUUGGUCUAAUAAGCAUAUCUAAAUCCAUAUCUAAAUAUAAUUCAUACAUUGUUUAUCCUUCUUUAACAUCAUUUUUCUACGUGCAAUUUUAUGUAAAAUUUAACUAAUAAAUGGCUGAAUAAAAAGUCUAAAAUUAAUCAAA
Ahaetulla prasina is the source of this 4678-nucleotide messenger RNA. RefSeq names its product beta-1,3-galactosyl-O-glycosyl-glycoprotein beta-1,6-N-acetylglucosaminyltransferase 7-like. Gene Ontology annotation, molecular function: acetylglucosaminyltransferase activity. NCBI's taxonomy places the organism in Eukaryota, Metazoa, Chordata, Lepidosauria, Squamata, Colubridae. Gene Ontology annotation, cellular component: membrane. Bases 2661 to 3923 code for a protein of 420 amino acids. The record is from RefSeq and is a predicted model, not a curated record. The transcript is spliced from 5 exons.